UUCGGGUCUUCGGGGGGUGGUUUUCUGCUCCGGCCGGUGCGAAAAAAAAACAUGCAAAAGAAGCACUUCACCACCACUGCACGAGAGACCCACUGAGCUUCAUCAUGUCAUUCAAUCUUGCAUUUCUAGCAUGUUUACUCCUGGUGGGUGUUGACGUUUACGGGCACGAUGAGGAAGAGUCGUUGUCCGUAAAAUAUUCUGCCGAAUCUUUUAACCUCGGUCUUGCCACGAAUAAUCACUUUGUGAUGUUCUAUGCUCCCUGGUGUGGCCACUGCUCUCGCCUUUCACCUACUUGGGAAAAGUUAGCUGAAGAAUUCAACGAUGGUUCGAGUUCAAAUGAUGUUAUCAUUGCGAAGGUGGACUGCACUGUUGAAACUGCAUUAUGCUCUGAACAUGAUGUAACUGGCUACCCUACGCUGAAGUUCUUCAAAGCUGGUCACGAUGAAGGUUCAAAAUAUCGUGGUGGACGUGAUUAUGAGGCUCUAAAGUCAUACAUCGGUGAGCAAGUGGGCAAGGUUCUGAAAGAGAUUGAUGAGAUGCAACUUCAAGAAGAGCCUAAAGCUCCUGCUCCAGUCAGUGGACUUGUAGAACUCACUGAAGAAACAUUUGAUAACUAUAUCGCCACAGGCAACCAUUUUGUAAAGUUUUAUGCUCCUUGGUGUGGUUAUUGCAAGAAACUUGCACCCACCUGGGAGAAACUUGCAGAAUCCCUUCAUUUCACUACCAACAUUAGAGUGUCACAAGUUGAUUGCACAGAGCACAAAGAGGUUUGCCAGCGAUUUGAAGUAAAGGGAUACCCUACAUUACUUUGGAUAGUUGAUGGGCAAAAGAUUGAAAAGUACAGUGGUGAUCGCUCUAUUGAAGACCUCAAGGCGUAUGUUAGUGACCAGUUGGGAGUUGACUUGGUUGAGACACCAGAAGAGGUUCCUUCCAUUUCAAAUCCUGUUGUUCAACUUUCAAAAGAAAACUUUGACCAUGUUGUUGAGAAAGGAUUAACAUUUGUCAAGUUCUUCGCUCCUUGGUGUGGCCACUGCAAGCGAAUGGCCCCAACUUGGGAUGAACUUGGCAAUAAGUUUCUAGGCAUUGGUGAAGUGACAAUUGGAAAAGUUGAUUGCACUUUGGAUAUCAAUAAGGACCUUUGCAUGCAGCAGGAGGUCAGAGGAUACCCUUCAAUAUAUUUAUACAAGGAUGGUGAAAGAAUCAAUAGCUAUGAAGGAAAUCGUCAACUUGAGGAUAUGUACUUGUUUGUAGCAAAGUACCUUCAACUAAAGGAUGAAUUGUAAUGUGCCAAUCAGUAUGAAAAUCUCCUACAGGUGACUUCUUCCACCAUUAAUUGUUCAAUGCAAUGUUUCUUGAUUCUAAAGACUGUUUUGAGUUCUGUAAAAAUCCUUAGUACUGUAUUAAUUUUCAAGGUUACUUAUUUUGUCCAGAUUGUUGCAAAUUGAUGCACUGUUUUCAAUGAGCAAUUUUUUUCUCACUUGUUGUGGGAACACAUUUUAGUUUAUUUUUCGUGCUGAACUGAUUUGAGAACAGUAAACAGCAUGAAAAAUAAGUAGAUAAUGUUUUGCCAUUCUGUAUGGUGGAACCUUUGACAAUUGCCAGAAAGCUGUGAUAGAAUUUUCUGUAUUCCUACACAUAGAUUGAAAAGAGUAUGGACUGCUUCAUUUUGCUACUGUUCAUGUGUGUAGCUACUAUAAUAUGCGAUCUUUGUCAUGUCAUGAGGGGUUCAUUAUGAGUUUGCCCUGCAUUUUAUUUGUGUCAAAGCCACUGUUAAAUGAAUGUUUUCUGGUUUUGGUAGGUUUUGAUUUUUACAUCUUUGUACUUACUUUUGGUCUUAUUAGAUAAUUGUGCUCGAUUUGCAUACUCUUGUAGUUUCUGUUUCUUUUUUCAAUGUAGUAUUAGGUAGGCCGUCAAAGCAUAUCAAAAGAAAAAGAACUUUGUGCAUGUUCCAGUCAAAAGUUUAGUAUUUUAACAACUUGUCGUCUUCCUCCAUUGCUAUUAGUCAUCUCAGCCACAUAUUGACUUCACAGAGAAAUAAGUGUGAGGUCAGUUCUCUUCAACCAUUUGUCGUGUCAAUCAUGUUUGUGUUUUGUGUAAGGUGUAACAAAGCUAUUAAUAAAGUUUAUUGAAAGGAGC
Messenger RNA from Thrips palmi, 2136 nucleotides. RefSeq names its product thioredoxin domain-containing protein 5 homolog (gene prtp). Gene Ontology annotation, biological process: protein folding. Gene Ontology annotation, cellular component: endoplasmic reticulum. The record is from RefSeq and is a predicted model, not a curated record. The transcript has 7 exons. Bases 105 to 1283 code for a protein of 392 amino acids. Lineage: Eukaryota; Metazoa; Arthropoda; Insecta; Thysanoptera; Thripidae. Gene Ontology annotation, molecular function: protein disulfide isomerase activity.